Lasiodiplodia theobromae is the source of this 276-nucleotide messenger RNA. Its product is annotated as N-ethylammeline chlorohydrolase. The record is from RefSeq and is a predicted model, not a curated record. Lineage: Eukaryota; Fungi; Ascomycota; Dothideomycetes; Botryosphaeriales; Botryosphaeriaceae. The coding region runs from base 1 to 276 and encodes 91 amino acids. The transcript has 2 exons.
AUGACAACCGCGUCCAAAAUUACCGCGAUGUACCUGACCUGGGUCAUCAUCGGGUUCGGCCUCGGUUCUGCACAAUCGCGAGAUUACAAUCCGCUGCAGACUGAGCACGUCUACGAUGCGCAUGUCGGAGCUGAUCAGCACGGCCCUCUCGCACGAGGUCAAGAGGCACCUACAGGCACCACCAACACCGACCACGAGGCUGCCCUUCUCGAUGAGCCCUGGAAUGAAGUCCCUCACAACGCCCCGCAGACGCUGAAGGCCGGUGUCGGCAGCUAA